AUGACACCACCCGCGCGUAUAUACGCGUGAACAUACGAAUUCAAAAAGGAAUACAGAUCCGACAAACAUGUCAACGUGACACCUGUGAGGCGGAGUACAGUGAAGAUGCGGCGAGAGGAGCUGUGCGCCCCCCCCUUCGUGAUGUAAGAACCCCCCCUUUCCGCCCUCGGGGGCGCGCGCCGGUGAGAGAGCGCGGAAGAAGAGCAGGAGGCGGACGCAAAGUUCUCCCGAGCAGAACAGAAGCCUCCUCGAGCGUGCCGUCUCUUCGCUCCGCUCUUUGAUCGGGAUUUGGGUCCGUUUGGACGUCGGAGGAUUUGCGGCGGAAGUCUCCCUCGAAGCGUGCGACGAGUGCACCCAUGGGUGCCUCGGCAGAUUUGGCGCUCCGGUGGUGAAAGGCGCUCGUCAUGAUUUGGGUGAGCCUUUUGCCGCUUUUGCUGACGUGCGCGCUCGCCAACCGGACCGCGGAGCCGGCGCCGGUGCCCUUCUUCCACGGCCAUGUGUUUGAGAACGCGUCGCCGGGCGCCCGGGUCAACGGGCUGAGCGUGCCGCUGCGGAGGCUGAACGCGCAGCGGCCGUGCGGUGACGGCGACGGCGGCGCAUCGGAGCUCGUUCCGCAGCCGCGCUGGAGGCUGCUGGGAGACGGCGGCGACAAGUUCCGCGUCCUGGCGCACCACGACCGGGGUCACAUCCUGCUGAGGACGUGCGGCGUUCUGGACCGCGAGGAGCGGGCCGAGUACGAGCUGGGGGUCGGCGUGUGCUGCGGCGGGUCGUGCGCGGAGGUGGCCUCCGUCAAAGUGGACGUGCUGGACGUCAACGACCACCGGCCAGCCUUCCGGGACGCCGACGUGAGGCUCAGCCUGGACGACGCCACCCCGCUGCGCACGGUUGUCUACACGCUGACGGCGCGGGACGGGGACAGCGGCAAGAACGCGGAGCUCUUCUACUUCGCGAAGCCCAAGAACGGCACCUUCUACGUGGUGCCCAAAAGCGGCGACAUCCUCCUGGUGGACUCCAUCCUGGGCCGGGACGGGCCCAUCAAGUUCGCCGUAUUCGCCCGGGACCGAGGCUGGCCGCCCCGCACCAGCGACGCCAUCGCCGUGGAAGUCAACCCGCGCCGGUGGCUGCGCGGCGCCCGUCAAAACGCCCCCGCCCGGACGCCCAGAUCCGCCCAGGACGCCGACGACGCCGGCCCGCUUUUCAUCAACGUGUCCGAGGACGCGGGCAUCGGCUCGGUGGUGAUGAAUUUGAACCCGGUGCGCUUCCAGGCGGCCGCGUUCGAGCUGGUGGAGCCCGACGACGCGGAGAGCUCGCCGGUCAGCGUGGGCAGGGACACGGGCGAGAUUGUCAUCGCGCGCCGGCUGGACCGAGAGACGCAGCCGCUGGUGGAGAUCGGCGUCAGGGUGCACGACAAACGAGGUCCCGACUGGUACCUGGUGCGCGUGGAAUUGACGGUGACGGAUGUCAACGACAACGUUCCCGAGUGGCGCAUGGUCCCGGCGCCGUACCUGGCCGUGGUGUCGCCCGACGCCGCCGCCGGCUCGCUGGUCUACCAGCUGCACGCCCAGGACGGCGACGAGGGGCUCAACGGCGACGUGGAGUUCUUCCUAGCGGACGGUGGCGACGGUCGCUUCGAGGUGGACCGCAAGAGCGGCCACGUGCGGACCACGGGGCUUCCGCUGCAGCGCGACCGCGAGUACCUGCUGACGGUGGUGGCCGCCGACCGCCUGGGCAGCCGCAGCGUCCCCGCCGCGCUGUCGGUGGUGGCGGGGGCCAGGCCGCCGCAGUUCACCAACGCCUCCUUCACCGUCGCCGUCCCCGAGAACACGCCCGAGGGACAGCCCUUCCUGGUGACGACGGCCGUCUCCUUCCAGAAGAAGCCGAUCAGCUACAGCCUGCUCAUCAACCCCAGCAGCCUCUUCUCCAUCUCGCCCGAGGACGGCGAAAUCAGCCUGACCCGGCCCAUCGACUACGAGAGCGACCAGCACCGCUACCUGCUGCUGGUGCGAGCCGGCGAGGGCCAGGACGGCAUGAGCAGCGCCGCGGAGGUGCGAGUCAUCAUCAUGGAUGAGAACGACUGCGUUCCCGAGUUCCUGCAGUCCAUCUACAGCAAGGACGGCGUUCCCGAAACCGUCAUGACGGCCACGUCACUACUUCAAGUUUCUGCCAGCGACUGCGACUCGGAAAAGAACGCCGAGCUGACGUACUACACGCUGAGUACCGACUUCACGGUAUCGCCGCACGGCACCAUCUUCCCGGCGGGGCCGCUGGACUACGAGAGGCCCAACCACCUGUACGAGUUUGUGGUGAUGGCAGUGGACAAGGGAGAGGUGGCCCGCACCGGCACGGCCACCGUGCGGGUGCGCAUGGCCAACGUCAACGAUGAGCCGCCAGAGUUCUCGCAGCACGUCUACCGCACGUUUGUGUCGGAGGACGCCGGGCCCAACACGCUGGUGGCAACCGUGCUGGCCAAGGAUCCCGACGGAGACGGUAUCACGUACCGCAUCGCCUCGGGAAACGAGGAGGGCAACUUUGUCAUCGACAGCCAAAAAGGUUUGAUCCGUCUGCGCUCCAGCCCCCCGCCUCACCUGCAGGGCGUGGAGUACGUCCUCAACGUGACGGCGACGGACGAUAACGCCUCGGGCGGCCCUCGGGCCCUGUCGUCCACGGCCCAGGUGGUGGUCGGCGUGGACGACGUCAACAACAACAAACCCGUCUUUGAGAAGUGCCAGCAGUACCGGGAGAAGACGACGGUCCUGGAGAACCAACCGGCCGGGACGUAUGUGCUGCGGGUCGACGCCGUGGAUGCGGACGAGGGUUCCAACGGCAAGGUCACAUACGGCUUCAUGCACAAAGACUCCACUGUGCCCGCCUUCAGCAUUCACCCUGACACAGGGACGAUUGUCACGGCCCGGAAAUUUGACCGCGAACGCCAGCGGGAGUACGCGGUGACCGUCACGGCCACCGACCAGGCCAACGACCCGCUGAUCGGCAUCUGCCAGCUCAACAUUCUCAUCGUGGACCAGAACGAUAACAGCCCCAAGUUUGAGAACAUCCGCUACGAGUACUUCCUUCGCGAAGACACGAUGAUCGGGACCAGCUUUUUGCGAGUGGCGGCCCACGAUGACGACUUUGGAACCAACGCCGCCGUUACAUACUCUAUGUCCAACGAGCAGCCGGAGUACCUCAGGGUAAACCCGCUGACCGGCUGGGUGUACGUCAACCAGCCCAUCUCGCAGAGGACCUACAUCACCCGGGAGAUCAUGGCCACAGAUGGCGGAAACCGGAGCAGCUCGGUGGAACUGGCCGUCACCAUCACCAAUGUGAAAAACCAGCCGCCGCAGUGGGAAAAGGAAAGCUAUGCCGUGGUCAUACCCGAAAACACCGUGCGGGACACGCCCAUCGUGACCAUCAAAGCCACCUCCCCGCUGGGCGACCCCAGGGUGACGUACAAUCUGGAGGACGGCAUGGUCCCGGAGACCAACAUGCCUGUCCGCUUCUACUUGACGCCGAACCGGGCGGACGGCUCGGCCUCCAUCCUCGUGGCGGAGCCUCUUGACUACGAGAUCACCCGGAACUUCAUGCUGAGAGUCCGAGCCCAGAACGUUGCCGCCGUCCCGUUGGCCGCCUUCACCGUUGUCUUCGUCAACGUCACAGAUGUGAAUGACAACGUCCCCUUUUUUACAUCGUCCAUCUACGAGGCCUCGGUGACCGAGGGCGCCCAAUCGGGAACUUUGGUGUUUCAGGUGUCCGCCAAUGACCUGGACUUGGGCCUCAACGGCAAGAUCGCCUACUCGCUGCUUGAGGAUCGAAACGGGGACCACCGGUAUUUUCGCAUCGACCCCGAGCUGGGUUUCAUCUACACGCAGGCUGUUUUUGACCGCGAGACCAAAAGUUCCUACCUCUUGGAGGUCCAAUCGAUGGACGGCUGGGAGUCGGCCAGGCCUGGCAAACGCGGACAGCCCAACUCUGACACGGCGUACGUUCGCGUGUUCAUCAGCGACGUCAACGACAACGAGCCGGCCUUCGCUCAGAGCGCGUACGAGGUGGACACGGAUGAGGACGCCGACGUGGGAUUUGCCGUCCUCACCGUCAGCGCCAACGACGGAGACGAAGGCGGGAACGCCAAACUACGUUACCAAAUCACGUCCGGAAACACUGGAGGUGUGUUUGACGUGGAACCGGAAGUGGGGACCAUCUUCGUCGCUCAGCCUCUGGACUACGAGCAGAACAAAAGGUACAAGCUGCAUGUUCUGGCUUCCGACGGCAAGUGGGAGGACUACGCCACGGUGGCGGUGAACGUGGUCAACAAGAACGACGAAGCGCCCGUGUUCACCGUCAACGAAUACUACGGAAGCGUCACAGAGGAACUGGAUGGUUCGCCCGUCUUCGUCUUACAGGUGACGGCGUCGGACCCGGACAAGGACGCCGACCAGGAGGCUCUUCGCUACUCCCUGCACGGCCAGGGCGCCGAGAGCGAGUUCAUCAUCGACGAGGUGACGGGCAAGAUCUACGCCCAGCGCACGCUGAACCGCGAGGAGCGCGCCGUGUGGCGUUUUGUGGUGCUGGCCACGGACGAGGGCGGCGAAGGCCUGACGGGGUUCACCGACGUCAUCAUCAACGUGUGGGACAUCAACGACAACGCGCCCGUCUUCACCUGCGCGCCCAGCUGCCACGGCGACGUGGCCGAGAACUCGCCGGCCGGCACCUCGGUGAUGGAGAUGACGGCCACCGACCUGGACGACGCGGCCGUGGGCCAGAACGCCGUCCUGUCCUACCGGAUCUUGGGCGGCUUGGACGCGACGGGGACCGUUCCCGCCUUCUCCGAGAUGUUCGCCAUCAACCCGGCAACCGGCACCAUCACGGUGGCCUUGGAGGGCCUGGACCGGGAGCAGGUGGAGUCCUACGUCCUGGUGGUUGAGGCCAGGGACGGAGGCGGCAUGGUGGGAACGGCCACGGCGACCAUUCAGAUCUCCGACGUCAAUGACCACGCGCCCCGGUUCGUCGAACACGCUUGCCUGGCCAGGAUCUCGGAAAACGCGGAGCCCAACGCGGAGGUCCUGGAGCUGAGGGCCGAGGACCGAGACACGGGAGAAAACGGCCAGCUGACUUUUAGCGUGGUGGCCGGGGACCAGGAGCAAAAGUUCUACAUGGUCAGCAACAAAGUGGAGCAGCGGGGAAGCCUCCGACUCAAAAAACAACUCGACUACGAGAGACACAGCGAACAGAGGUUCAACCUGACCAUCAAGGUUGAAGACUUGGAUUUUUCCAGCCUGCUUCACUGCGCGCUCGAGGUGGACGACUACAACGACCACGCCCCGGUUUUCAUUCCUCACUUCCUAUCUCUGGGCCCCCUGUCAGAGGACGUCGCCGUGGGGACCAGCGUGGCCCGCCUGCUGGCCAGCGACUCGGAUUCGGGUCAAAACCGCCAGCUGGUCUACAGCCUCUCUCGGGACUCGGACCCGGACGGGCUCUUCGCCGUGGACCAAUCGGGCGUCCUGACGGUGGCCCGACCUCUGGACCGGGAGAAGGUGGCCCAGCACCACCUGGUGGUCAUCGCCACAGAUCACGGGGUGCCCGCCUUGUCGGGUAGCGCCACCGUGGAACUCCCCCUCCUGGACGUCAACGAUAACGGGCCGCAGUUUGAAGCUGUGUAUGCGCCGGUGGUCUUUGAGAACGUUCCUGGGCCUCAGGUUGUAAACAUGAACCAGACAUCCACGUUGCUCCGGGCUGUGGAUCGAGACUCCUUGGAGAACGGCGCGCCUUUCCAUUUCGCUGUCCCCGCUGACUAUCGCCACGGCAACGACUUCUACCUGAAGGACAACCUGAACGGAACGGCCACGCUGACGGCGCUGCGGACGUUCGACCGCGAGCGUCAGAAGGAGUUCCUGAUCCCCGUGGUCAUGAGCGACAGUGGCCGUCCUGCCAAAACGGUGACGGCCACGCUGACGGUCACCAUCGGCGACGACAACGACCAUCCGCACAUUGGCGGAGAGAAGACCAUCUUCAUCAACACGUACCGAGGGCGCAUGCCCACCACCGUGCUGGGAAGGGUGUACGCACCCGACCCGGACGACUGGGAUAACAAGACGUACGUCUUUGAGGGCCACGUACCCACCUACUUCGUCUUGAACAAGCGCACGGGCUUUGUGAUCAUCAAGGAGAAGGCCCCGUCGGGCGACUAUCGGUUCCUCGUGCGCGUUUCGGACGGCGUGUGGCCCGACGUCGUCUCCGCGGUUACGGUGCAUGUACGAGAGCUGCCUGAGGACGCCGUGCACAACUUGGCGUCGCUCCGCCUUGCAGACAUGACGGCCAAGGAAUUCAUGGAGCCGAGGGGCAAGCAGCGCAGCCGAUACGAGCUGCUGUCCGACUUCCUGUCCGAGAUGUUGUCGGUGUCGCCGUCCGACGUCAACGUCUUCGGCCUGAGCGACGUCCCCGGCCGCAUGCUGGACGUGCGCUUUGCCGUGCGCGCCGGCGCCACCUUCUUGCGGCCCGAGAAGAUGCACGGAUACCUGGCGGCGCACAAACAGAAGCUUCAGUCCUUCCUCCAGGUGCGGGUCUACCAAGUGCGCGUGGACGAGUGCCCGCAGUCGGCGUGCGGCGGGACCGGCGGCUGCGCCGGUGCGGCGGCGGACGUCCGGGACGCGCCCGCGGUGGUGGACUGCGGCCCCGUGACUUUGGUGUCGGUCACGGUGGAGGCGGCCGCCGUCUGCGCCUGUCCCGGCCGCCAGCAGGUGCAUCAGCCCUGCGACGCUUACCCCAGGAACCCGUGCUUCAACGGGGGCGUGUGCGUGGACACCCAGCAUGGCUACAGGUGCCAGUGCCCUGCCCAGAUGGAGGGUCCCGAGUGCCAGCAAAACAAGCACAGUUUCCACGGCAACGGCUACGCCUGGUUCCCUCCCAUGACGCCGUGCUUCGAGAGCCACAUCUCGCUGGAGUUCAUCACCGAGGUGCCGGACGGCCUGCUGCUCUACAGCGGGCCCCUGGCGCAGCUGCAGGCCUGGGACCACGAGGACUUCAUGGCCCUCGAGCUAAUCAGUGGGACCCCCACGCUCAAAAUCAACCACGGCUCCGGCACGGUGGUGCUACAGUUGCCUGGCAACAUCAAUGUGGCCGACCGACGCUGGCAUCGACUGGACAUCCGCAGCAACAGCAAGGAAGUUCGCUUCACCCUGGAUCGCUGUUCGGGGGCGGCCGUCACAGAAAUGGAAGGUCUGGGAAGUUGGCUAACCACCGAGGACCACUCGUCCUGCGAAGUGACCGGCACCACGCCCAACACCGACAGAUACCUGAACACAAGUCAAGUGUUGCAGCUGGGCGGAGUCAACGAGGACAUUCCCUACAUUUACCCUCAUCUUCAGCACAAACACUUCACGGGAUGCAUACGCAACCUCGUUGUGGACAGCAAGCUCUACGACCUGAAUUCCCCGGCCGACUCGCAGUCCAGCUCACCGGGCUGCCAGACCACCGACGGCAGCUGCGUCAACAUGGGCUACCCGUCCUGCGGACGCCGCGGACACUGCCAUGGAGAGUGGGGCUCCUUCAGUUGCCAGUGUGUGCCCGGAUACAGCGGGCAGCAGUGCGAAGAGGAGGUUCCCGAGUACUCCUUCGACGGCCACAGCCACGUGCGCUACCAGCUGGCCUCGCCGUUGCCGGCCCGCAGGACGGCGGUGCAGAUCCUGGUUCGAACCCGUAGGCACAGCAGCACCGUGCUCAGCCUGAGCUCCAGAGAGCAAAGCGAGUACCUUCGACUGGAGAUUUGUCAGGGCUUGCUGGGCGUGUACUACAACCUCGGCGACGGCGACUACAACCUGAGCGUGCCCACGUACCGCCUGGACAACGGCGAGUGGCACCAGGUGUCGCUGGAGCGCCACGACAACGAGAUGACGCUGCGGCUGGACGGCGGAGGCGGCCGACGUGAAGUGACGGGGGCGCCGGGGCGCAGCCGGGAGAUCGUCAUCGACCCCACGCUGGUCAUGCUGGGCAACGCUUUCCCCUCGGCCCUGAACAAGAGCUUCCAGGGCUGCAUGAGGGAUCUGCGUCUGAACGGUCGCCACCUGCCGAUGGAUAUCCAGAGUACACGGGAAGGCGUGUCGCAGAUCAGCGCGCAAGGCCUCACUCCGGGUUGCUCUUCCGACUCCUGCAGGAGGAACCAGUGCAGCCCCCCUUUCACCUGCGUGGACCUGUGGCGAGUGCACGAAUGCAGAUGCCCCCCGGGCCACAUGAUCCGCGUGAAUGGCAGCAGGAAGUCAUGCGUGUACACGUUGUGCGCCACGCGGCCGUGCCACCGCGGGACGUGCGUGGCGCAGUCGCCGUCCAAGUUCACCUGCCAUUGCCCCGACGGCCACCGGGGGCGCCUGUGCGAGACGGCGCUGGCCGUCUACAGCGAUGACGUGGGCCUCAGCUUCAGCUCGCUCUUCGCCAUCUGCAUCUGCUUCAUGGCGCUACUGGUGCUGCUGCUGGGCAUUUUCCUGUACACGCGCUGGAGGAGCUACAAGGGCCUGAAGGAGGGCGUGUACCACGUGUCGCACCACGACGGCUGGGAGGACGUCCGAGAGAACGUCCUCAACUACGACGAGGAGGGCGGCGGCGAGGAAGACCAGAACGCGUACGACAUGGCCGAACUCCAGAAGUCCCUGCAGCCCAGCCCGGCCCAGUCGCUGCAAUAUUGUCGUUCCCGGGCGCCGCACCGCCCGGCGCCGCUGCCGCCGCACCACCACUUCCUCCACCAGGCCUCGACGCCACGGGCCUGCGGCCAGCCGCCGGACGCCCCCGCCUGCGGCACGCCGCCCCCGUCGUCGGCCUGCGGGGCGCGGCGCGACGUGGCGCCCGCCCGCUUGCCGGCCCAGGGGCGGCCCCCCCUCCGGCGCUCGCUCUCCUUCUCCAGCCAGGACCUGGCCCGCUACCUGUGCGAGAUCAUCCGCGACGCCGACCGGCACCCGGACACGGGGCCCUUUGACUCGCUGCAGGUGUUCUCCACCGAGGGCGGGGGCUCCCCGGCGGGCUCGCUCAGCUCCUUCAGCUCAGCGGGCUUGGACGACGGGGCGGCCGACGCCCGGCGCCAGGAGACGCUCGGGGACUGGGGGCCGCGCUUCGAGAAGCUGAGGGCGCUGUACGAGCGGGCCGAGGCCAGCGACCUCUGAACUCUGGCCGCGCGGGACCCUUUCCGGGUCGCGGCGGGUGACCCCUGGACAAACGCGCGCGCUCAUGCACCGACUCUUGAUGUUAUUUGCUGUCAGGCGAUUCGCCGGGGAACGGAACGUGGCGGUCGAGCUUCAGGACGACAUCUCGGGGUGGGGCGGCGGGGGCGGCUGACCCCCCCCCCUGCCGUCAACCGAGGUCCCGUAAAUGUGAAAAUCAAUGGCUUUGGCUGUGUUUUUAUACACGCAACAGCAGAGACACCUCAAAAUGUCUUUUUCGCAUCAUUGCCCGUUUCUUGUUGUGUAAAUAAUCCCUUGACGGCCAUUUUAGUGGGCGCACAGUCGAGCAUGUCUCCGGCCAACACCGUCGCAGCAACGAUUCAACUGCGCAGACAACGCUGCCGCGGCGCCUUUCUGGCCGUCCGACGACAUCCAGUGACAUUUAACAAUUCAACGUAAAAAAGCCGCAGGGAGUUACGAAGCGUUUCAUCUCACUCACUCGCUGGCCCGCCAAUCAAUGAAACACUUGGCAAAGGAAGGCAAAAGCCAGUGCACGAGUGUACCCCCCCGCGCCGUGUGGCCCGGCUUCAAAAAGAAAUGAGAAAGCUGGACGAUGUCAUCAAGUGCCUGAUUCGCUGGUCCGCCGUGAGCUUUGUCGCACACGCUAACGUGGAAAUUUGAUGUGGAGAAGGUGUCGCGGUUGCUCCCGCUAUUAGCAGCGGAAGGUUCCGAUGUGGCACGGCUGGAGAAGAAAGCCGCCAAAAUGAGCGCGGCAGCUUCAAAAACAAAACAAAAAAAGAGAAUCCCAUUUUGUUUUUUUGUGGCUUGUCAAAAAACAACAAAAAAGAGAAUCCCAUUUUGUUUUUUUGUGGGCUUGUCAACUGAAAAAAAAAACCAACACUCCUUUGAUGUUUACAGAAAUCAGCGUGGGGAAGCGAUAUGGACAAAAGUAUUGAGACACAGCGAAAGACCAGACCAAUUUUUGACAAAUUUGCACCGAAUUUUACUGUCGACCAUUUCCCACUAUUUUUUACAAUUUUCACUUUUUUUUUGUUUUGUUUUGGACAGCUUUCAAAAUGUUUUCAAAACGUUUUCUCAUAUACAGUUGGACCGUUUUUCAUUCAUUUUUUUCAUGCUUUUUCAAAUGGACAAUUUGCACUAUUUUGACAAUUUGUCACUUUUUUUGAGGAGGACGGGAGGACUUUCGAUAUUGUGGCCAUUUUUCACCCACAUUUUCGUAAAUGUCAUUCUUGAAAUCGUCAUUUGUCAUUCAUUUUCACUUUUCAUUUAGUUAGACGCCUCCAUGUGUGCGCGCGUGUGUGCGGCGUCUUAAAUAACACAACCUUGAUUUUUUUUUUAAUCAAGCCGACUGUCAGCCGAGAAGAGUUUUCAUCCCGUCUCCAACCGCAUGAUGGAUCGCUGGGCGGCCGGGUUCAAAUCAGCAAGCUCGGGCCAGGAUGAAUUCUCUUGAGUUUUGUGAACUUCAGCUUGCGAGCAAGGUUUGACUUUUGCGAGUACUGCAUCAUUAAAAGAAUACAGCAUCCAAACACGCGCAGCCACUUCCCUCUUGCGAUGUGAUUUCGGCACAUUCAGCAGGUUUGUCGAAAAAGUUGUUUGGACCUUGUUCGGCAUUUCUCUCGCUUGGCGGCGACUCAACGACAACGAAAGGAUGUUUGCGUCGACCAUGUCGGAAAUUAAGCUUGAGCGCCAAAUUCAUGCAAGCGUUUGCACGGCCAUCGCAGGUCCGCGUGUCCCAAGACUUUUGUCCAUAUGUUCCGGAGGGAUCUUUGCGGACUUUUGUUUUAUCUUUGUUUGUUUCGUUCGGUGUGAUGUUGAUUGCGCACGCGCGACGCUUCUUCGCGCCGCUUCUUGUACAUAGACAGAGAAACAGAUUAUUUAUGUGACAGCCGAGUGGAAAACGAUCAAGAAGUUAAAGAAAAAAAAAAUUAAAAAAUCAUUUUCUAAAAAAUAAAAAAAACAAAAAAAACAUCCGUGAAGACGAGCCUUGACGAGGUUUGCGCUUUGUAUUUGCUCUCGUUUGUUUUCCUCAGUCAAGUCGACUGCUGCCGGAGUGCAAAUCCAAAAUGGCCGAGCGUCUUUUUUGGUGAGGCGCAAUACUGAGCGGCGACCGUGGCCGGACACGCAAUUUUUCCCGUUUCAUCUUAAUUUUCCACCUCGUUCAGCCUUUUUCACGUCGACUGUUUUUGAUGAGCCAUUCGCAAUCCUUAUUGUUUGUUUUUUUUUGUCCAUUUUGAAACAUGCUCGGUAUUUAACCUUUUCCCAUCUUUACUCUUUUUGGAACACUUUGUACUCUUCAAAGACGUCCUUUCAAUAUGCCACAAAAUUUUCAUUUCAGACCCUUCAUUUUUUGGAAAAAUAAUUUUAUGAAAUACUAUUAUUAACUCUAAUAGGAAAACAAAAUAUUUUCCAAUAAUCAAAGAUCAUGGCUGUUUAAAAAUAUGCUUAUUGUAUUUUUUUUUUUCAUUUUUGGUCACUUAUGACAUUUUAAUUUUUUUUGCAUCAUUUUUUUGCAAGAAACAUUUCACAUCAUUGUUUUCUUUUAUCAAGAGCAUCAUUUUGAGGCGAAAAUGUUGACCAGAUUAGCCAAUUCCACGCCACCCCAUAUAUUUUUUUAAAAUGGUAAAAAUGAGUCAUUUGGAUUCAUUUUUUCCAACAUUUUUAUUCUUGUUUUGAAACAAAAACCUUUUUUUUUCCUCCCCCGCCCCAAAGCAGUGAACCUGAAAGUGUGUUGCCCUGUUUACCCCCCCCCCCCCCUCCCCCCGUUUGCUAAGUGGUGUGCCGUGAGAGUCUCGUGACGCUCAAAAGAAUCAUUGCUUACGUCACCGUUUUGGCAUUUGAGUACAACCGCUUUUCUUGUUGAACGACUGCUUGUUUUCAUUCUUUUAUGAAUUGACAUUGGAUUGAAAUGGUCACCGAGUAACUCUUUUGCUGUUUCCUUAAUUUUAUGUGCGGCGCAUAAUGCUGCCUACAAUCAUUUUUCAUAUUCUCUUGAGGAAUAAAAUCUGUCUCGUUUCUGAUGAACA
Molecule: messenger RNA, 12181 nt
Organism: Hippocampus zosterae (dwarf seahorse)
Lineage: Eukaryota; Metazoa; Chordata; Actinopteri; Syngnathiformes; Syngnathidae
Product: neural-cadherin
Exons: 38
Coding region: 405-9140 (2911 amino acids)
Biological process (GO): homophilic cell-cell adhesion
Cellular component (GO): plasma membrane; catenin complex
Molecular function (GO): calcium ion binding; cadherin binding
Source: RefSeq, a predicted model, not a curated record